Molecule: messenger RNA, 879 nt
Organism: Venustampulla echinocandica
Lineage: Eukaryota; Fungi; Ascomycota; Leotiomycetes; Helotiales; Pleuroascaceae
Exons: 2
Coding region: 1-879 (292 amino acids)
Source: RefSeq, a predicted model, not a curated record
AUGAAGUCAAUAUACCUCCUCCCCCUAUUUACAACCUUCGCCCUCACCAACGCAGAAUCAAACGGCACAAUACCAGAAACCCUCUUCGGGCCCGGCCCAUACUAUGACGAUGUUUUCCGCGAGGCCAAUACGUCUCCGAACGCAACAGGAGCAGUCGAUAUCCUUGCAAUAAAUAUGAGCGUCGGUCCUAUGGUAGGUAUCGAAGCUCUCUGGAGCGCACACCUAAACAUUACCGAAGUCACGAACCUGCACCACACACCCUCCCCAUCCACAGACGUGAUCACCAACUCAGUAAUCAGCAUCGACACCCGAGGAGGCUGGGUGGAAACUCUAGACUGGGAUACUACCUUCGUUAUUUUCUUAGAUGUAGCACGGAACGCGACGGUCGAUGGGCAGAAGGAUACCGGAGACUGUCAUGCGACGUUGGGAGAGAAAUGUGUGCGCGACUAUUCUCAAGUUAUUGAAUCCGCGAUACAUAGUACACGUGCAUCAAAAUUAAACACAACGGUUAUCCCGCCGCCUCCUGCGAGUUGCAAGUAUAGACUUUCGAGCGCGAGUAUUUCAAAUCAAUUCGAAUCUAAAUAUGCCAAUGGAAGCGCAUAUAUCCAUCAUUCGUCGGCAGUGCACAACGCGAGUGACACGAUAUCUUACCAGGAGGCAACCACACGUAUAUGGCCCAUUUUUCUCAGGCAGGGUGGGAGAGGUGGUGCUAAGAAUGUUACCGGGAUAGCCAUGGCGCGGAUGAGCUGUUUAAGAGCUAACGCGACGACGGAGGGGAGCGAGGCUAUUGGGGGGGUACCUGGUGCUGCCGUGGGCAUUAGGGUGUAUGAAUGGGCUGUGGUUGGUGUUGCGUGUUUGGUUGGGGGAUUGUUGGUGUAA